GGCUGUAGUAAGAAGUCCGAUUUGCUAUUGGUUAGCACAGAUUUCGCUGUAACUUUAUUUUUUAUGUUUAUGGCACCUGGUAUUCCCAGGUGGUCUCCGGUCCCAGUACUAACCAGGCCGAUGGUAUGGCCACAAUAGUAUAUAUUUUUUCUAGCCGAAUUAGGUCCCUUGGCUCUGCAACUACUCAAUGGGAUCGGGAGAGGUGAAGGUCGAGUCAUGUGUCCUCCGAAAACAUGACCCUCCUGGCCGCCUACCUCUGCUCAACACUGCUCGCUUAAACCGGAUGUUAGGCAAGCCCCAUCAGCCAAACCAUCCCCUACCGCGGACGAGUUGUUCGCAAAACCUGGGAUCAAACCCCAGGCUGUUGACGUCGCUCAAACUUAUCUUCGUUCAAAUGAUAAGGGGUUGUACAUAUCAUGUGACAUUCCUAAAACUGUACCUGCCUUUCAGCGAGAAGCAACGCCCACAAGCCAAGCACAAUGGAUAGGUAACGGUUAACUUUGAUGGAAAACAAAAGUAGCCAAACUAAACCACAUCCGUUUCACGUGACAUGGAAGGCUUUAAGAAUGUAUUGGAGACGAAAAGGGAACCAAAUAUUUAGAAGUUGCGCGUCACAAUCCACGGGGAUUCCACAGAGGGCUGAUCACUGCAUAACUGCGUAUUCAUGCAAAUUCAAUAAAUCAUAGGCGGGCCUUAGGCGAUGGAGUCACAGCCCGAACACAGAACUCCUGGUAUACCAACGAGCACCAAAGACGGCGAUGCGCACAGCUCGGAUACACUGAGUGAUAACCGAUGAGGAAACGUUUCAGCCCUUUAAAGAAAGGAAAAAGGCAGAAGUGACGGCUAUCUUUGAGAGAAGAUCUUAUUCACUGUCCUCCCUUAUCUCACGACAAAAGACGCGCGAGUCAACCGGAGUACGCAGCUGUCAUUUCUUUACUGCGCAUUGAGUAGCCUAGCCUAUUUCGCCUUGAUUUGAUUUAUGUUACAGUAUAAUAUAGAGGAGAUACUGCACUCUGACUGAAGAUACCGAUGUGGAGGAAGUUGACAUUGCCCCUCUAUAGCCUACUGUCACUGCGCGUAAAAUCCACAUUUGGAUACGGACCUAUCGCUAAAGAAACUUCAUAGUCAAUUGCCGUUUAAUUUUCUCCACAAUGUCUGAAGAAGAUAAUAGCUGCACUGGUGCUAGUACUAUAGCUGAGGUUGAAAGCAGCAAUAUCAGCGUUCUCGGCUGGGAACAAGUGCAGCGCCUUGAUGCCAUCCUGACGGAGACCAUUCCCAUCCACGGCCGGGGAAACUUCCCCACUUUGGAGAUGAAACCCCGACAAAUAGUGAAAGUGGUGCGUAGUCGCAUGGAGGAAAGGAAUAUCCACGUCCGGGACGUGCGGCUUAACGGGUCUGCUGCAAGCCACGUUCUUCACGAGGAUAGCGGACUGGGCUACAAGGACCUUGACCUAAUCUUUUGCGCGGAUAUGAAAGGGGAAAGUGAUUUUCAGAUUGUGAAGGAUAUCGUUUUGGACUGUCUCCUGGACUUCUUACCUGACGGGGUGAAUAAGCAAAAAAUAUCACCAUUGACUUUAAAGGAAGCCUAUGUGCAGAAGAUGGUGAAGGUGUGCAAUGAUUCAGACCACUGGAGCCUCAUCUCCCUCUCCAAUAACAGAGGCAAGAACGUGGAGCUCAAGUUCGUAGACUCUCUGAGGCGGCAGUUUGAGUUUAGCGUGGACUCCUUCCAGAUCAAGCUGGACUCCCUGCUGCUAUUCUAUGAAUGCUCUGAGAAUCCCAUGGCCGAGACCUUCCAUCCCACCAUCGUGGGUGAGAGUGUGUUUGGGGACUUUGGUGCUGCCCUCGACCACCUACGCCAGAAGGUGAUCUGCACCCGCAACCCAGAGGAGAUCCGGGGCGGCGGCCUGCUCAAGUACUGUCACCUGCUGGUAAGAGGCUUUCACGCCGACUCCGAGACAGAGAUGAAGUCCCUGCAGCGUUACAUGUGCUCGCGCUUCUUCAUCGACUUCUCGGAUAUCAGCGAGCAGCAGCGCAAGCUGGAGUCCUACCUGCAAAACCACUUUGUGGGUCUGGAAGACCGCAAGUACGACUACUUGAUGACCCUGCAUGGGGUGGUCAACGAGAGUACGGUGUGCCUGAUGGGACAUGAGAGGCGGCAGACACUGGGGCUGAUCGCCAUGCUGGCGGUGCGCGUGCUGGCCGAGCAGAACUUCAUCCCGAACGUGGCUAACGUCACCUGCUACUACCAGCCAGCCGCCUACGUGGCAGACGGUAACUUCAGUAACUACUACAUAGCCCAGGUACAGCCCAUGUUCCACUGCCAGCGGCAUGCCUACUCCACUUGGCUACCCUGCAACUGAGACAGCACACGGGGAGGAGGGAGUGAGAGAGAAAGAGGGAGGGGAGAGUCUGAUUCAUUUAUCACUGUAAAGUGUUUUUCAGAUGAAUGAAUGAGAAAAGGGUAUCCUCAUGCCCCACCAUCCUGUAUUGCAUUUAAAUGUGUUGUUAUGUUUUGUUAGAGUGUGACGCUGGGGGG
Molecule: messenger RNA, 2536 nt
Organism: Oncorhynchus keta (chum salmon)
Lineage: Eukaryota; Metazoa; Chordata; Actinopteri; Salmoniformes; Salmonidae
Product: terminal nucleotidyltransferase 5A-like
Exons: 2
Coding region: 1152-2360 (402 amino acids)
Biological process (GO): mRNA stabilization
Molecular function (GO): poly(A) RNA polymerase activity; RNA binding
Source: RefSeq, a predicted model, not a curated record